AUGUCUGCCUCCGACGCAACCCAAAUCACUGAGUCCAUGGACAACUUGAACAUCGACUCUACCGCUCCUUCCACCCAGCCAGAGAACACCGCUUCUGAAGGUGCUGCUCAGGGUGAGGGCGAUUCUGUGGCCGACACUUCUGCUUCCUUGUAUGUGGGAGAGUUGAACCCUAGCGUGUCUGAGGCUGCUUUGUUCGAACUUUUCUCUCCAUUGGGACAGGUUUCUUCGAUCAGAGUUUGCCGUGACGCCGUGACCAAGAAGUCCUUGGGUUACGCUUACGUCAACUACCACAAGCACGAGGAUGGUGAGACUGCUUUGGAGGAGUUGAACUACUCUCCUAUUGAGGGUAGACCAUGCCGUAUCAUGUGGUCUCAGAGAGACCCAUCUUUGAGAAGAAACGGUGAUGGUAACAUCUACAUUAAGAACUUGCACCCUGACAUUGACAACAAGGCCUUGCACGACACUUUCUCUGCUUUCGGCCACGUCUUGUCCUGUAAGGUUGCUACUGACGAGGCUGGCAACUCCAAGGGUUUUGGUUUUGUCCACUACGAGACCGCCGAGUCUGCCGAGUCUGCUAUUGACAGCGUCAACGGUAUGUCUUUGAACGACCGUGAGGUGUACGUCGGUAAGCACGUUUCCAAGAAGGACCGUGAGUCCAAGUUCGAGGAGUUGAAGGCUAACUUCACCAACGUGUUCGUCAAGAACUUUGGCCCAGAGUACUCUGAGGACGAGUUGACCAAGUUGUUCUCUCCUUACGGUCAAAUCACUUCUCUCCACUUUGAGAAGGACCACGAGGGUAAGUCUAAGGGCUUUGGUUUCGUCAACUUUGAGUCUCACGAGUCUGCUGUUAAGGCCGUCGAUGAGUUGAACGACCAGGAGAUCAACGGCCAGAAGAUCUACGUCGGCAGAGCUCAGAAGAAGAGAGAGAGAAUCGAGGAGUUGAAGAAGCAGUACGAGUCCACCAGAUUGGAGAAGUUGUCCAAGUACCAGGGCGUUAACUUGUUCGUCAAGAACUUGGACGACACCGUCACCUCCGAGCAGUUGGAGGAGGAGUUCAAGCCUUUCGGUACCAUCACCUCUGCCAAGGUUAUGGUUGACGAGACUGGCAAGUCUAAGGGCUUCGGUUUCGUUUGCUUCUCCACCCCAGAGGAGGCCACCAAGGCUAUCACCGAGAUGAACCAGCGUAUGGUUGUCGGUAAGCCAUUGUACGUCGCUCUUGCCCAGCGUAAGGAGGUCAGACGUUCUCAGUUGGAGCAGCAGAUUCACGCUCGUAACCAGAUGAGAAUGCAGAAUGCUGCUGCCGGCGGUAUGCCAGGCCAGUUCAUGCCACCAAUGUUCUACGGUCAACAGCCAGGUUUCUUCCCAGGUAACGGUAGAGGCGGCAACGGUCCAUUCCCACCAAACCCUCAGAUGAUGAUGCCAAGAGGCCAGAUGCCUCCACCACAGGGUCAGUGGCCAAGAGCUGGUCCAAACGGCCAGCCAGUCCCAAUGUACGGCAUGCCACCAAUGUACGGUGGUGAGUUCCAGGGUCCUAACGGUCGCCAACAGAGAGGUGGUUUCCCACCACACCGUGGCCAGAAGGGUGGCCCAACCAAGGCCAGAGACUUGGCUGCCAUCAUUGCCAACGCUCCUGCUGAGCAGCAGAAGAGAAUCUUGGGUGAGGAAUUGUACCCUAAGAUUGUUUCUACUGGUAAGGCUGACGAGCCAGAGGCUGCUGGUAAGAUUACCGGUAUGAUGUUGGAUUUGGAGAACCAGGAGAUCUUGGCUUUGUUGGAGGACGACGAGUUGUUCGGCACCCACUUUGAGGAUGCCUUGACUGCCUACGAGGACUACAAGAAGUCUUCUGAGGAGGCCACCACCGAGGCUUAA
Molecule: messenger RNA, 1869 nt
Organism: Candidozyma haemuli
Lineage: Eukaryota; Fungi; Ascomycota; Pichiomycetes; Serinales; Metschnikowiaceae
Product: polyadenylate-binding protein
Exons: 1
Coding region: 1-1869 (622 amino acids)
Cellular component (GO): ribonucleoprotein complex
Molecular function (GO): RNA binding
Source: RefSeq, a predicted model, not a curated record